AUGACUGGCAGCGACAUCGGAGUUGACAACUGCUGGCAGGCUGCUGGGUGUUUGUACUCGCUCUCGGUGCUUGCAGAGAACAAGCUCAGCAUCGUGCAGGAGGGAGGGCUCUCUCCGCUCAUAGGGCUGCUGAACUCCCCCAACCCGGAGGUAGCGAAGCAAGCAUGUGGGUGUAUCAGGAACCUUGCCGUCAACCCUCUCAACAAGGAGAAGAUCUUACAGGAGAAUGCGCUACCCUCCCUCAUCAACCUCCUCGAGUCCGACGACCCCAAGACGCAGGAGCUCGGGGCCUCGGCGCUGAGAAACUUGGCGGUGAACGAGGCGAUCGGGCUGAAGAUGGUGGACGCCGGAGUUCUGAUCCCCCUCAUCGACCUGCUCACCUCUCAGGAUAAGAAGGUGGUGGAGCAGGCGGCCAUGUGCUUGCGGAACCUGUCGGUGAUCCAGUCCAACUGCGAGAGGAUGGUGGAGGAGGGAGUGAUCGGCCCUCUGGUGUCGCUGCUGCGCAGCAGGGACGAUAAGAUCCAGGAGCAGGCGACGGCUAUUAUCAACACCCUCUCCUCUGCCAACGCAGAGAACAAGGCGCUGGUGGUGGAGGAGGGAGGGCUGACGCCGCUGAUCAACCUGCUGCGAUCGACUAACAAGAGGGUCCAGGAGGAGUCAUGUAUCACACUCAGGAACUUGUCCUCAAACACAGACAACCAGGUCAAGAUCGUUCAGCGUGGAGCUCUACCGGCUCUGAUCGGCCUCCUACACUCGGCGAAUGCCAAGUUGCAGGAAGCCUCGGCCAUUACGCUGAGAAAUUGCUCGAUGAACAGCGAGAACGAGGUCAGGAUAGUGCAGGAGGGAGGACUCCCUCCCCUUAUCGCCCUCCUCCGCUCUGGCGACAGCAAGAUCCAGGCCAGCGCCGUCAUCGCCAUCCGCAACCUCUCCACCAACUCCACGAACCAGGUCAAGAUCUCCCAGGAGGGAGGACUCCCUCCCCUGAUCGCCCUCCUCCGGAGCUUCGACCCCAAGAUGCAGGAGCAGGCGUGCGCUGCCCUGAGGUUCUGCGCGGAGAACAGCGACAACCAGGUCAACAUCGUGCAGGACGGAGGUCUUGCUCCUAUCAUCGCGCUCCUCCGCUCUUCGGACCACAAGAUCCAGGCGCAGGCGGCAGGAGCCGUACGCAACUUGGCCAUGAACGUAGAGAACAAGGUGAGGAUAGCACAGGAGGGUGCGAUCCAGCCGCUGGUUUCGCUCCUCUGCUUCAGCAACGACGAUGUGGACGAGCAAGCGGCUGGGGCCUUGUGGAACCUCUCGAUGAACGCCGAGAACCGUGUCAAGAUCGUGCAGGCAGGGGCUCUACACCCUUGCAUUACACUCCUCCGCUCCUCCGAGCGUCGGGAGAGCAUCAGGGAGCUGGCGGGAUGGACGCUGAGGAACCUGGCGGUCAACGCGGAGAACAAGGUGCUGAUCGUAGAGGAGGGAGGGCUGGUCCCCCUCAUCGCCCUGCUACACUCGAUGAACGAGCGGGCACAAGAGCAUGCGGCUGGUGCGCUGCGAAGUUUGUCGGUCAAUGCCGAGAACCAGAACCUUAUCGUUCAGAACCUCGGCCUCCCGCCUCUCGUCGCCCUCCUCCACAGCCAGAACGCGGCGGUGCAGGAGCAGGCGGUAGUUUGCAUACGCAACUUGUCCGUCAACGACGAGAACGAGAUCAAGAUCGUGCAGGAGGGAGCGCUUCCUCCCCUCAUCAAGCUGCUCCAGAGCCCGGUCGAGCGGAUCCAAGAGCACGCGGCCGGAGCUCUGAGGAACCUGUCGGUCAACAAUGACAACAAGGUCAAGAUCGUGAUCGAAGGGGCCCUGCCUCAUCUUAUCGCUCUCCUCCGCUCGAGGGACAAGAGAGUUCAAGUCCAGGCGUGUCAAACUCUGCAGAACAUCGCGGUCAACGACGAGAACGAGGUGGCGGUGGUGAGGGAGGGAGGUCUACCGCCCCUCAUCGCCCUACUCUCCAGCCCCGACGAGGAGCUGCAGGAGCACUCGGCCGUCGUCGUCCACAACCUGUCCGAGAACGCUGAGAACAAGGUCAAGAUCGUGCGAGAGGGCGGGCUCCCUCCGCUGAUUGCGCUCCUAAGCUGCUUCAACCUCCGCCUGCUCGAGCUCGCCACUGCUGCCAUCAUGAACUUGGCGACCAACCCUGAGAACAAAGUGAGGAUAGCGCAGCGGGGAGGCAUCGCGCCCCUGAUCGGCCUCCUGUCCUCCUCCAACGACCUCGUGCAGGAACAGUCGAUGGGUGCGAUCUGUCAGCUGGCCAUGAACGCUGAGAACAAGGUCAAGAUCCAGCAGGAGGGAGCGCUUGGGUCCAUAAUCUCCCUCCUCAAGUCCCCCAACGAGCAGACGCUAAUCUACGCGUCCGAGGCCCUACGGCACCUGUCCAUGAACGCGCAGAACAAGGAGGAGAUCGAAAGGGCUGGUGCCCUUCCCCUCCUCGUCGAGCUCCUCUCCUGCCCCAUCGACGAGGUCCAGGAGCACGUGGCGGUCUGCCUGCAGAACCUCUCGGUGAACGCCAACAACAAGAUCAGGAUCGUUCAGGUGGGAGGACUCCCAGCUCUCAUCGAGCUGCUCCGAUCAAGAAACAAGAAGGUCCAGGCCCAGGGGGUAGUCGCGCUGCGUAACCUUUCGGUGAACGCGGACAACAAGGUCUACAUCGUCGACGAAGGAGCCCUCCCGCCCCUCAUCGCGCUCCUCCGCUCCCAGGACGAGAACAUCCAGGAGCAGGCGUGUGGGACCAUCUGGUCGCUGUCAGUCAACGCCGACAACCGCCCUAGGAUCGUGCAGGAAGGAGGACUUCCCUCCCUGAUCACGCUCCUCCGCCACGCCAACGAGAAGAUACAGGAACUUGCCGUGCUCGCCAUCCGCAACAUCUCAACCACGGACGAGAACAAGAUCAAGAUCGUCAGGCUGGGAGGCCUUCCUCCCCUCAUCGGCAUCCUCCGCUCCACCAACAUGCGGGUCGUCGAGCAGGCGGCGGGGACACUCUGGUCGCUCAGUGUGUCGGAGGAGAACCAGAUCAAGAUCGUACAGGAGGAUGGGCUUCAGCUCCUAGUCUCCCUCCUCCGCUCCCCCAACGAGAACGUCGUGGAGCAGGCGGCGGGAUGUAUCAGGAACCUGUCCAUGAACGACGAGAACGACAUCAAGGUCGUCAGGGAGGGAGGGCUUCCUCCGCUCAUCUACCUCCUUGGCUACCCCGAUCCUAACAUCCAGGAGCAUGCCGUCGUCACGCUGCGCAACCUGUCAGUCAACAGCGACAACAAGGUCAUGAUCGUCGGGGAGGGGGCCCUCCCCCCUCUCAUCUCCCUCCUCCGCUCCCCCUACGAGCGCAUCCAGGAGCACGCGGUCGUCACCCUUCGCAACUUGUCGCUCAACGCGGAGAACGAAGUCAUGAUCGUGCAGGAGGGAGGGCUUCCUCCCCUGGUCGACCUCAUGCUCACUCAGAACGAGCGGCUCCAGGAGCAUGCCGUCGUCGCCAUCCGCAACCUGUCCGUCAACGAGCAGAACGAGGUCGACAUCGUGGCAGAAGGAGCUCUUGCUCCUAUCAUCAACCUCCUCCGCGUCCCCAACGAGGACUUGCAGGAGCAUGCAGCGGGUGCGCUGGCCAACUUGUCCUCGAACCCCAUGAACAAGAUAAGGAUCGUCAACGACGGGGCCCUUCCUCCUCUUAUCGCUCUCCUCCGCUCUCCCGACGAGCUGGUCGUCGAGCAGGCCGUCAUGUGUAUGCGCAACCUCUCCGCCAGCCCGGAGAACAGAGCGAGGAUCGUUGCAGAGGGAGCCCUUCCUCGCCUGACCUCCCUCCUCCGCUCCCCCGUCGACAAGAUCCAGGAAGCAGCGGCAGGAGCGAUCCGCAACCUCUCCGGGGAGAACGAGGACUCCGUCGCUGGGGAGGGAGGGAUUGCGCUGCUUAUCGCCCUCCUCCGCUCCACCAGCGAGAGCACCCAGGAGCAGGCGGCGUCGGCCCUGUGGAGCCUGAGCACGAACGAGAGGAACCAGGGGAAGAUCGUGUCCGAGGGAGGUAUAGCUCCCCUUAAGGACUGUCUGCGCAGCCCAAACAAGAAGGUGCAGGAGCAGUGCGUCGGGAUCAUCCGGAACCUGUCCAUGAACGAGGCCAACGAGAUCCCGAUGAUGGAGGAGGGGGUACUUCCUCCUCUGAUCGAGCUCCUCCGCUCUCUCAACGAGAGAAUCCAGGAGCAUGCCGCCGUUGCCCUCCGCAACCUCUCCAUGCACCCUCGCUGCAAACUGCAGAUGGUGCAGGACGGAGUGAUGGAGCCGCUGGUUGGCCUUAUGCGCUCCCCGCUCCAGAUCAUCCAAGAGCACACGGUGGUCUGCAUCCGGAACCUGUCCAUGGCGCUCGACAACGUCAUCACCAUCAUGGAGAACGACGCUCUUCCUCCACUGAUCGGCAUGCUGCGCCACCAUGACCCCAAGAUCCAGGAGCAUGCUGCCGUUGCCAUCCGCAACCUCUCCGUCCACGAUGAGUGCGAGGCGAAGGUGGUGGCAGAGGGAGCCCUUCCUCCCCUCAUCUACCUCCUCCGCCACGAGAUCAAGACCGUGCAGGAGCAGGCGGUCGGGGCCCUCCGGAACCUGUCAGUGAUACCCGAGAACAAGAACAGGAUCUCCAAGGAGGGAGGGAUACCCCCACUCAUCCUCCUCCUCAAGUCCAACGUUGACAAGAUCCAGGAGCUCGCGGCCUUCUCUAUCCAUAACCUGUCGGCAGGGAGCAUCGUCAAUCAGCACAACAUCCUGAAGAUCGUUCAAGAGGGUGCUCUUCCCCCUCUGAUCAAGCUCCUCCGCUCCCGCAACGUCCUCAUCGCUCGCCAGGCCUGCGGGGCCCUGAGAAACAUCUCGGUCAACGAGGAGGCGAGGGAGGACAUCGUGGACGAGGGAGGACUCUCUGCUGUCAUCCUCCUCCUCAAGUCCACCGACGCCGGGACGCUAGAGCACGCCUCCGUCCUCCUCCGCAACCUCUCCGUCCCCGCCAACAACAAGGACAAGAUCGCCAAGGAGGGAGGACUCGCGGCGUGCGUGGACCUGCUGAGCUCCAAGCACGAGCUUGUCCUCCCGCACGUCGCUGGCGUCCUGCGCAACCUGACGGUCAUCGACGCCUACCAGAUCCAGAUCGUGCGCGACGGGGCCCUCCCUCCCCUCAUCGCCCUUAUGUCGAACCCGGAGGAUGACGUGGCAGAGCAGGCCGUGACUACCAUCCGCAACCUCUCCGCCAACCCCUCCCUGGACGUGAAGCUGGUCAGGGACGGGGUAGUCCCUCCUCUCGUCCACCUCCUCCGCUCCCCCAACCCCUCCGUCCAGGAGCAGGCGAUCGUCGCGAUCCGCAACCUGAGCAUCAACCCGCAGAACAAGGUCAGGAUCGUCAAGGAGGGAGGACUCAUCCCUAUCGUCGGCCUCCUGCGCUCGGUCAAUCUCAAGGUCCAGGAGAGCGCCGUGAUCACCCUUCGUAACCUCUCCACCGACCCGGAGAACGAGGAGGCGAUAGUGCGGGAAAGCGCCCUCGUUCCUCUCUUUGCGCUGCUCCGCUCCCCACACGAGAUCAUCUACGAGCAUGCCGCCAUCGUCCUCCGCCACCUCUCCAUCAACGCGCAGAACAAGGCAGACAUGGUGCGGGAGGGAGGACUGCCCUACUUCAUCGCGCUGCUCCGCUCCUCCACCAACGAGCAAGCUCAGGAGCACGCAGCAGUGCUGAUGCAGAACCUGUCCAUGGACAGCACCAACCAAGUGAAGAUCGCGAGGGAGGGAGGGCUCCCGCCUCUCAUCGCGCUCCUCCGCUCCCAGAACGACAAAGUCCGCAUCCAUGCUGCCAGCGCGCUGCAGAACCUGUCGGUGAACCCUGAGAACGAGCUGGCGAUUGUCCAAGAAGGAGCGCUCCCCGUCCUCAUUGCUACCAUGACCACCACCGACGACUUCCUGCGCGAUUGCGUCAUGGCGAUCUUGAGGAACAUCACUCUGCACCCUGAGAACAAGGUCAAGUUCGUGCGGGAAGGAGGUAUGCCGCCGCUGAUUGCGCUGAUCCGCUCCCUCGAGCCGAGGAUCCAGGAGCAGGCAGCUGCGGCUGGCUGCAUCCGCAACCUCUCCGUCAACUCCAACAACCAUGGCUCCCUUGUUGAGGCUGCAGUCGUCGGGCCCCUCGUCGCCCUCUGCACCUCAGACGAGCCUCUGGUGCAGGAGCAGGCGCUCGUGGCGCUGCGGAACAUCUCGGCGAACGAGGCGUUCGAGCUUGAGGUAAGGAGGAACACUCUGCUCCACUCCCUCCCCUUCUUACCUGACACCCUCCCUGCUGCUUCUAUCCUUUGUUCUCUCCCUCUGUUCCUCCUUCCCUCCCUCCCUCCCUCACGCGGGAUCCUGGCUCCCCUCGUCGCCCUUCUCCGCUCCACCAACGAGAGCGUCCAGGAGCACGCGGCUGGCGCCAUCCGCAACCUGAGCGCCAACGCAGAGAACAAGAGGAGGAUCGUGCUGGAGGGAGGGCUAGCGCCGCUCAUCGGCCUCAUCCGAACCAACCAGCAGGCGGUACAGGAGCAGGCGUGCGCUGCGAUCCGCAACCUGGCCGUCAACGCUGAGAACUCAGCGAGGGUGAUAGAGGAGGGAGGGAUACCUCCCCUCGUCCAGCUGCUUCGCUCCCCCUCCAAGAAGAUCCAGGAGAACGCGUGCCUAGCGCUGCGCAACAUCACAGGGAACGGGCCCAACGAGCUCAAGGUGGUGAUGGAAGGAGGGCUUCCUCCCCUGAUCGCCCUCCUUUCCAUCGACGAUCGCGAUCUGCAAGAACAUGCCGCUGCCGUCUUGCGCAACAUCUCCGUCAACACAGAGAACGAUCAGAUGAUAGUGCAGGAGGGAGCUCUAGAGCCCUUGAUCCGCCUGCUCUCCUCCCCCGAGCAGAGGGUCCAGGAGCAGGUGGCGGGCUGCCUGAGGAACCUGAGCGUGUCCAACGUCAACAAGCAAAGGAUGGCAGCGCUGGGAGGUAUUCCCCCGCUGAUCGCCCUGCUCAGCUCCCCGCAUGAGGAGAUUCAGGCGCAGGUCGCCAUGGUGCUGCAGAACCUGUCCAAGAACGUGGACAACCGGUACAGGAUGGUGGAGGAAGGAUGCUUGCCGCCGCUGAUCGCCCUCCUGUGGUCGUUCAACGAGGACGUGCAGGAACAUGCGGCAGGGACGCUGGCGAACUUGAGUGUAAACGCAGACAACGCGGAGAAGAUCGUGGAGGAGGGGGGGAUGCCGCUGCUGAUAGGCCUGCUCCGCUCCCCCAACGAGCGGGUGCAGGAGCAGGCGGCGGUUGCGAUCAGGAACCUCUCGGUGGAGCCGGCGAACGAGAUCAAGAUCAUGGAGGAGGGAGGAAUUCCUCCCCUCCUCGCGCUGCUCCGCUACAACAGCGAGAGCUUCCAGCGGCAGGGGACGAUCACUCUGCGAAACCUCUCGGUGCACGACGAGAACAAGUUCAAGAUCGUGCAGGAGGGAGGGAUACCCCUCCUCGUCUCGCUCCUCAAGUCCCCCGACAAGCUGAUCCAGCAGCACUCCUGCGGCAUCCUCCGCAACCUCUCCGUGCACGCUGACAACUGUACGCGCGUCAUCCAGGCAGGAGGCCUCCUGCCCCUGAUCGCUCUGAUGCGAUCCCCCGACCCCAUCGUCCAGGAGGAAGCGCUAGUUACCCUGAGGAACAUCUCGGCUAACCCUGGAGGAAGGCAGGACGUGGUGAGGGAGGGAGGGCUUUCGCCGCUCGUCGUCCUCCUCCGCUCCCCUCUCAAGAACCUCCAGGAGCAGGCGGCUGCCACCAUUCGGAACCUGAGUGCUGAUGACGUCAUCAAAGUGAAGUUCAUCGAAGAGGGAGGGCUGGCGCCGCUUAUCCAGCUGAUGAGCGUGAACGAGGCCAUGACGAGAGAGCAUGUGGUAGCGGCGCUGGCGAACCUGACCAUGGACACGGCCAACGACUCGAGCAUCGUAGCUGCCGGGGCCCUUCCUCUCCUCGUCUCGCUCCUGAAGGACCAGUCGAUCAGGACGCAAGAGCACGCGGCGAUCUGCCUGCGGAACCUUUCUUGCAACCCAGAGAUCAAGGUCAAGAUCGUGCAGAAGGGAGGCCUCUCCGCUCUGGUCCAGCUGCUCCACUCCCCCGACCUAGUCGUGCGCGAGCACUGCACCGUCGCGCUCCGCAACCUGAGCUCGGCGGACGAGAACCGAGCACAGAUCGUCAAGGACGGAGGGCUUCCUCCUCUCGUGGAGCUCCUGUCGUGCGAGGAGGAAAGAGUGGUCGUGGAAGCUGCGGUGGCGCUGCAGAACCUCUCCAUGCUCAGCGGCAACGAGGCAGCGAUCGUUCAGGCGGGGGCCAUACAGGGCCUGGUGCCCCUGCUGACCUCUGAGGACCCGCUGGUACAGGACGCAGCGUCAGGAGCUCUUGCCAACCUCUCCUCCUUCUCCGACCAUGACGCCAGGAUCGUGCAGGCCGGGGCCCUCCCAGCUCUGGCCAAGCUGGUGCUCUCCCCGAGUCUUGUCAUCUCGGAGCACUCGUCCGCUCUCCUCCGCAACCUGACCGCCUACAACGCCGAGAUCAAGAUGCGGGCGUUCGAGUCCGGCUGCCUCCCACCUGCCGUCCAGCUGCUCAGGUCCCGGGAGAAGGUCGUGCUCCAGAACGCCGUCGCCAUCAUCCGCAACCUCUCGUUCCACCCCGAGGUGAAGGUCCGGCUGGUAGAGGAUGGCGCCAUAGCGUCGCUGGUGGGGCUUCUCAACAACGCAGACGCAGAGGUGCAGGAACAUGCUGCUGCUGCUAUCCGCAACAUCAUGGCUGAGAACUAGGGGAGGGGGCUGUUGGGGGUUUUGUCUUCAUGUCUUAUUGUUUUGCCAUGUAAAGUUUCAUGUAAUCUCCC
Guillardia theta CCMP2712 is the source of this 8888-nucleotide messenger RNA. RefSeq lists its product as hypothetical. Gene Ontology annotation, biological process: nucleus-vacuole junction assembly. The record is from RefSeq and is a predicted model, not a curated record. NCBI's taxonomy places the organism in Eukaryota, Cryptophyceae, Pyrenomonadales, Geminigeraceae. The coding region runs from base 1 to 8817 and encodes 2938 amino acids. Gene Ontology annotation, molecular function: protein binding; protein-membrane adaptor activity. The transcript has 5 exons.